AUGGAAAAAAAAUAUAAAAUACUCAAAACCCAAGUUUACUCUUUCUUGUCGGAUAAAAAAAUUAUCUCAUAUAAUCAACAAAAAAGAGAAAAAAAUCAAACUUUAUAUAAUCAAAAACGGAAAAUCAAAAAAAAAAUAAAAAAUCAAAAAACCCAAGAUGCGAGUGCCGUUCUCUUGUGGAAAAAAUACAUGUUGAGUAAGAAUCUAACAUGA
Molecule: messenger RNA, 213 nt
Organism: Caenorhabditis remanei
Lineage: Eukaryota; Metazoa; Nematoda; Chromadorea; Rhabditida; Rhabditidae
Exons: 5
Coding region: 1-213 (70 amino acids)
Source: RefSeq, a predicted model, not a curated record